AUGGAAGAAUUUCUCCAUAUUGCUCUGAGUAGCAAAUAAAUAGAUGCUUAAGGUGCAUCAGACUUAGGUUCUGGUUUAGCAAACUGCACUAAUCUCUCAAAUUUGACACUUCGUUUUUAGUAUAAUAAAAUUGGUAAUGAAGGUACAUCAUGCUUAUUUUCUGGUUUAGGAAAGUGCAUUAAUCUCUCAAAUUUGAUACUUAAUCUUGGGUAUAAUUAAAUUGGUGCAGAAGGUGCACUAGGUUUAGCUUCUGGUUUUGGAAAGUGCACUAAUCUUUCAAAUUUGACACUUGAUCUUGAGUCUAAUUAAAUUGGUGCAGAAGGUGCAUCAAGCUUAGGCUUUGGUUUAGGAAAUUGCACUAAUCUCUCAAAUUUGACACUCCGUCUUUUGUAUAAUGCAAUUGGUAAUGAAGGCGGAUCAGGCUUAGGUUUUGGUUUAGGAAAGUGCAUUAAUCUCUCAAAAUUGACACUUGAUCUUGAGGCAAAUUAAAUUUGUGCAGAAGGUGCAUCAAGCUUAAGUUCUCAUUUAGGAAAUUAAACUAAUCUCUCAAAUUUUACACUUGAUUUUUAGUAUAAUUAAAUUGGUGCAGAAGGGGCAUUAGACUUAGGUUUAGGAAAGUUCACUAAUCUCUCAAAUCUGAUACUUAAUCUUUAAUAUAAUUAAAUUGGUGUAGAAAGAGCACUAGACUUAGGUUUUAGCUUAUAAUAGUGCACUAAUCUCUCAAAUUUGGCACUUAAUAUUGGAUAAAAUUAAAUUGCUUCAGGAGGUGCAUUAGGUAUAGGUUCUGGUUUAGGAAAGUGCGCUAAUCUAUCAAAUUUGAAGCUUGAACUUUGUUAUAAUCAAAUUGGUGCAGAAGGCGCAUCAGGCUUAGGUUAUGGUUUAGGAAAGUGCACAAAUCUCUCAAAUUUACUACUUGAUCUUGAGUCUAAUUAAAUUGAUGCCGAAGGUGCAUCAUGCUUAGGUUUAGGUUUAGGAAAUUGUACUAAUCUCUUAAAUUUGUCAAUUUAUAUUAGUUCUAAUUAAAUCGAUGCAGAAGGUGCCUCUAACUUAGGUUCUGGUUUAGGAAAGUGUAUUAAUCUCUUAAAUUUGUCAAUUGAUCUUAGCUAUAACGAAAUAAAUAAGUCAUAAUAAUUGAAAACAAAAAGCAAGUACUUCAAAUCAAAAAGAAUAGUUGUCUUAGAAAUAUAUUGUUGGUGA
This is a messenger RNA of Tetrahymena thermophila SB210, 1197 nucleotides long. Its product is annotated as cyclic nucleotide-binding domain protein. Gene Ontology annotation, cellular component: nucleus; cytosol; perinuclear region of cytoplasm. The record is from RefSeq and is a predicted model, not a curated record. Gene Ontology annotation, biological process: activation of GTPase activity; nucleocytoplasmic transport. The transcript is spliced from 15 exons. Gene Ontology annotation, molecular function: GTPase activator activity; small GTPase binding. Lineage: Eukaryota; Ciliophora; Oligohymenophorea; Hymenostomatida; Tetrahymenidae.